CUCAAGGAGAGAAGGUAAAGCUUCGGUCCUGCGCCUUCUUCUGUAUUAGAACGCGGCUUUUUACAGGUUCCUGUGAGGUCGCUGUCACUCAGAGGCUCUGUGACGACAUGCAUCUGUACGUUUAACCGUUAAUGUGGAGAUAAACGUUUCUGCCGUGACUUUGUUCACUGCUUUCUGAGGACUGGGGGCUCCUGCUGUGUUUUCGAGGAUUAGCUAGCUAGCCCGCCGCUAGCAUCCCAUGCUAAGACGACGUGGGUGUUCUUUCUUCGGUUAAGCUAGUUCAGUUAGCAAGUUAACAUUGCGAUAUGCAGCCAUGCUGAGUUCUUAAUACUACGGGUUUAAGCAUUAUACACUAAGUGUGUGUAUGCUAUAUUUGAGAAGCGAGAUAUUGACUGUCGCCUCACAAUGUUGUGUUCGCCGGUAGGCGCAAUUUAUGCUACUAGCAACACUAGUGCUUGCUAGCUAGCGACGCAGAAGGCUAUAUAUGUAGCAGUAGGUCAAAUCACUGGUUGGGUCGAAGCCGGGUCCUACCCUGAUGUCAGCAGCCUGGCAGACAAACUGUUCCUCAGUGUAACCAGACUUGGGACCUUAAAGGAUUCUUAAAUAUUUGUACACAGGUCCACAUCCGCCUCCCCAUGCAGAACUCCAAGAAAUGAAUAAAGCACCACAACCUAUAACGGGACCCCCCUCCAUCCCCCACCCGGCCCCCUCCCCUGGCCUGUCACAGCCCUCAUACCCCCCCGGGCAGCCCCCUUCUGUUGUGUUUGCCUCCCCGCCGCCUCCACAAAUGAACCCAACACCACAGACCCGGCAGUUUGCCCCAGGGCCCCGACCUUUACACCAACAGGGAAACUUCAGGUCGCUACAGCCCUACUACACCAACAGGGCCAGCUUGCCUCCUGGUAGUGGGCCGCGAGGUGUCCCUCCAAACAAUGCCCCUCGACCCGUGACGCCCACCCAUGUCUACCAGCCAGGCCCUGGCUCCCAAAUGAUGAUGAUCCCUGGGCAACAGUUGCCCUUCCCCAACUCGCCUCAGGGACCCGCCUACUUCAUACCGGGACAGUACCGGUCAGCUACCUACGUGGCCACACCCCAGCAAUACCCAGUCCCAGCAGGCACCCCAGGCUUCUACCCAGCCACCAGCCAAGCUGAAUAUGGUACUUAUGCAGGGGCCUACUACCCUGCCCAGCCACAGUUCACCCCCUCGGUGCAGGCGGCGCCGGUUAUUAUGAACCCUGCCCCUCAACAGCAGCAACCACCACCUCAGCCUCCACAACACAUCCCCACGAAACGGGAACGCAAACCGAUAAGAAUAAGAGACCCAAACCAAGGAGGUCGAGACAUUACAGAGGAGAUUAUGUCAGGGGGCCGUAGUGGCUCUACCCCAACCCCACCACAGACAGCCAUAUCUGGAUCCGAAAACACAGCAGUGGCACAGGCCAACGGUGAGAGUGUCCCAGCUGACGAUACACCAGCACUGGUUAGACCAGAUGACAGUGGUAAACCUACGCCUCCUCCUCAGUCGAAGACCCCUGACCUGUCAAAGGGCGACUCUUUCCCCACAGAGGCUGCAUCCUUUAACACGAACACUAAGGCCCCUGCAACCCCUCUAAUAUCAGAAGCAGUGGACAUCCCUGACAACACUAUAUCUGCCCUUGCACCCAGUGCUCCUGUUGCAGAUGUGAUGGACACUCCAUCACCUCCACGGGAGCCCACUCCAACACCUCAAUCAGCACCUGAAGUGCCAGCCUACCCUGCACCCCUUCCUGACCCUGUCCCUGGCUGUACCGGACAGGACAAAACAUUCAAGGAAGCAGCAGAGGAGGAGGAAGAGGUAAAGACCGAGACAGAAGAGGCAGCUGCCUCCUUGGACACACCUCUUAACCCUCUCUCUAACACUAACGGCGUUUCAAUGGCUGAGCCAGAACAGUCUUCUGUCUCCAGUGACCUGGAAGCUCCUCUGGAGUCUCCCAUUGCACAGCCCGAGGAGCUCCGCCUUCCAAAUGGCCUGCCACUGCCAGCCCCUCAAGACCCAGAGGCCCCUGCCAUCGGUGAAGCCGAGCAUGACGACAGCCCCAUCGCAGAGCCUGUCAUGGAAAUCUCUACAGCCAUCAUUCAGGCAGCGUCUACACCUAUUGUCCAAGCUGCACCAUCACCUGUUGACCAGCCUGCACCCGCCUCUGUACCCGCCUCUGCUCUCGCCCUUGCUCUCGCCCCUGCUCUCGCCCCUGCAGCCGCCCCUGCAGCCGCCCCUGCCGCGGCCCCUGCAGCGGCCCCUGCCGUGGCCCCUGCAGCCGCCCCUGCCCCUGCCCCUGCAGCCGCCCCUGCACCAUCCCCUGCACCAUCCCUUGCACUCACAGCUGCAACAUCCCCUGUAGCUGCCGUUUUACCCGACCCUAUAACCACACCUGUGACCGACCCUUCACCCAAACCUGCACCCGAACCCGGACUCGCACCUUCUGUCCAGGAGAUUCCCGCUGAGCCAGUCGUCCAUGCAGCGCCUGCGCCAGCUGAGGUAGAAGACUUGGUUCCUCAAGUCCGCCUGGAAUUAAAGGAAGAUCCCUCAGUGCCCCUGUCCACCGCCAAGGAAGAGAUGCCAUCUCCUGCAGAGACGGUUUCUAUAGCUGACAGCACACAAGAAACCACUCCUCCUACUCACAUGGCAGAGGAGAGGGAGGACACCCCUCCUCCUGAGACAGUCACCCCUGCCCUUGUAGAAACUACUGUGCAAGCUGCUGUGUCUGUGCCAAAAAAAAAGAGAAAGAUGAAGGAUCUGAACAAAAAGGAUGCCGUGGGUGACUUGCUGGAUGCCUUUAAAGAGGAGCAGGUAGUGACCCCACCGGAGCCCGAGCCCUCCCCAGCACCAGAGCCUCAGCCCCCUGCUCCGACCCCUCCUGCCCCAGAGGAGCCGGACCUGAACUGGGAGGACAAGGAGGACAAGGAGGAAAAGGCGGACAAGCUGGAUGAUGAGAAGAAUCAGCCAGACGAUCCCACUGACAAGAAGUACCAGUUCAAAAUGGAACAAUGGAUGCCACUUAACGCUGAAGAGAAGAAGAAAUAUGACAGGGAGUUCCUUCUGGGCUUCCAGUUCAUCUCAGCCAGCAUGAACAAGCCUGAGGGUCUCCCAGCCAUCAGUGAUGUUGUCCUGGAUCAGGCAAAUAAGGCCCCUAUGCGUCAACAUGACCCCAGUCGUCUGGCAGGAAUGAGCUCUGGUCCUGACUUCACACCCUCCUACGCCAAUCUUGGCAGGUCUGGCAUGGGAGGAGGAAACAGAGGACCACCUCCAGGAAUGGGAGGAGAGCGAGGAGGAGGAGAGCGAGGAGGAGGAGAGCGAGGGGGAGGAGAGCGUGGAGGAGAUCGAGGAGGAGGAAUGGGAAUGGGAGCUGGUGGUCCACGCCGCUCUCAGCAAAUGCAGAGGAAAGAGCCAAGGAAGAUCAUCACCAGCUUUUCGCUACAUGACGAUGUGCAGCUGAACAAGGCAGAGAAGGCCUGGAAACCCUCAGGGAAGAAAGUUGUUCACAGUCGCGAUGUAGAGGAGCCUGAGGGGGACGACUCAGAGCAGGGCAAGACGCAGGAGCUGUUCAAACGGGUCCGCAGCAUCCUCAACAAGCUGACCCCUCAAAAGUUUCAACAACUAAUGAAACAGGUUACUGAUCUGACCAUUGACACAGAGGAGCGGUUAAAAGGAGUCAUAGAUCUAACCUUUGAAAAGGCCAUCUCCGAGCCAGACUUUUCGGUGGCCUAUGCCAACAUGUGCCGCUGCCUUAUGGGGCUCAAAGUCCAAUCCGCAGAUAAGCCGGGCAUGAAUUUCCGCAAGCUGUUGCUAAAUCGAUGCCAAAAGGAGUUUGAAAAGGACAAAGAUGACGAUGAAAUCUUUGAGAAGAAACAGAAGGACCUGGAUGCUGCGACAGGGGAGGAGGAGAAGCUGCGCCUCGUUGAGGAGCUAAAAAAUGCUAAAGUCCAGGCCAGGAGGCGCUCGAUGGGUAACAUUAAGUUCAUCGGUGAGCUGUUCAAGCUUAAAAUGCUCACAGAGGUCAUCAUGCACGACUGCAUCGUAAAGCUGCUCAAAAACCAUGAUGAGGAGUCCCUGGAGUGCCUGUGUAGACUGUUGUCAACCAUUGGCAAGGACCUAGACUUUGAGAAGGCCAAGCCUCGUAUGGUCCAGUAUUUCAAUCAGAUGGAGAAAAUAAUAAAGGAUAAGAAGACCUCCUCUAGGAUCCGCUUCAUGUUGCAGGAUGUGCUGGACCUUCGACGGAACAAUUGGGUUUCCCGGCGAGGCGACCAGGGCCCAAAGACCAUUGACCAGAUUCACAAAGAGGCAGAACAGGAGGAGCAGAGGGAGCAGAUGAAGGUGCAACAAGCUUACAUCUCCAACAAGGACUUUGGUCGUGGUGGUGGUGGUGGUCAAGGAGGAAGGAUGGGCGGUGGAGGCGGCGGAGGAGGUGGUGGAGGCAGAGGGGGACGCGGGGGGGAUCACACCCCAGGCCGCAGUAAUCCCCCCCAGGACGAAGGCUGGAACACUGUGCCCAUCUCAACGAAGAACCGACCCAUUGACACCUCGCGCCUUAGCAAAAUCACAAAGACUCCUGCUCUUGACUUCAACAGUCAGUUGCUUGCCCCAGGAGGCAAAGGCACAUGGGGGAGCUGGGGUAAAGGCAGCAGCGGUGGCUCCAGUGCCAAACCCGCAGAUGCUGAUGCAGCCCCAGGCUCAGAGCCAGGAAAUCGUCCAGCCACCAGCACUGUGAACCGAUUCUCAGCCCUGCAGCCGGCUCAGUCCUCCUCUGGCUCUUCACAGGACUCCGACAGACGAGUUCCUCAGAGAAACAGCUCGAGUAGAGACCGUGGUGACCGCUUUGAACGCUCGGAUCGCGGCGGCGACCGACGUGAUGACCGUGAUCGCAACCGGCUACAGGUCACCAAACGAAGCUUCAGUCGGGACAAAGAGGAGCGGAGCCGUGAGAGAGAACAUCGCGGGUCGGCCGAUCCCGUCCGCAGAGUAGCGAGUAUGACAGACGACAGAGACCGAGGCAGCAGAGAGAGAGCCACGAGCAAAGAGACUGUGAAGCGGGAGACAACUGCCACCCCUCCCCCUCCCCAGACCCCCACCGCGCCUGCCUUGACUGAGGAAGAGCUGGAAAAGAAGUCGACAGCCAUCAUCGAGGAGUAUCUGCACAUCAACGACAUGACGGAGGCACUGCAGUGCGUGCGGGAGAUGAACAGCACUCAGCUGCUUUUCGUGUUUGUACGAAGCGGGCUGGAGUCGACGAUGGAGCGCAGCACCAUCGCCAGGGAGCGCAUGGGCCUGCUGCUGCACCAGCUUAUGAAGACCGGCAUCCUCUCAACACAGCUUUACUUUAAAGGGCUUAAGGAAAUCCUGGAGGUGGCUGACGACAUGGCAAUAGACAUCCCCCACAUCUGGCUGUACCUGGCAGAGCUGCUCGCUCCCAUGCUCCUUGAGGGCGGUAUCCCAAUGGGAGAAUUUUUCAGGGAGAUUUCAAAGCCUCUUAUCCCUCUGGGAAAAGCUGGAGUCCUACUGGUCCAGAUCCUCACUAUACUCUGCAAAGGAAUGAGCCAUAAAAAGAUAGGAGCAAUGUGGAGCGAGGCAGGCCUCCGCUGGAAUGACUUCCUGCCUGAGGAUGUGGACGUCAACAAGUUUGUGACAGACGAGAGUGUGGAGUUCACACUGGGUGACGAGUCAGAGAAGGGCAAAAAGGUGGAGCUGAGCAAUGCAGAGCUGGCCAGACAGCUGGAAAGACUCUUCAAGGACAAGGCCGACAACCAGAGGAUCUUCGACUGGAUUGAGGCCAACCUAGAUGAGCAGCAGGCCUCCUCCAACAUGUUCAUCAGAGCUCUCAUGACCUCCGUCUGCCAGUCAGCUGUCAUCAGUGAGAACCCCUACAAGGUGGACAAUGAGCAGAUCAAACAAAGGGCCAAAAUUCUGCAGAAAUACCUGAAGGACGAGCAGAAGGAGCUGCAGGCUCUCUACGCUCUGCAGGCCUUCAUGGUCGAGCUGGAGCAACCUGCCAAUCUGCUGCGGGGGUUCUUUGACACCCUUUACGAUGAGGAUGUGAUCAAAGAGGAUACCUUCUACAAGUGGGAGUCAUGCAAAGACCCCGCCGAGCAGCAGGGCAGAGGCGUGGCCCUCAAGUCCGUCACUGCCUUCUUUACUUGGCUCCGCGAGGCCGAGUCCGAGUCCGACAACAGUUAGGCCCCCGGCCACUAGAAGACUUGCCGGGACCUCGGCUCCACGGAGAGAGUGAAUGUUCUGUGGAGGAUUCAGAAGAAUCUGAAUCUGCAAAAUCCUUCUGCAUAAACAGAAAAAAGCCAGAAAAAAAUUCUUCACCUGGGAGAGAUUGUAUUAUGGAUCGAACUUUCGAUCAUCUUAUUUUUUCGUUAUUAUUUUGUUUUGGUUUUUUUUUUUUUGUUUGCGCUACAGAAUGUCUUUUCUUUUUUUUUAUAUAUAUAAAUGCGAUCGCAGGCUUAAAUCGAGAGAGUAGACAUGAGAGAUAAUGUUGACAAGUUACGGUUAGUCUGUUUUUCAAAUGGCUUCUCACAACGGCGACACUAUUCAAGACAUUUUGCUUUAUGACAGAUAUAAAGAAGAAAACUUUAAGAGGCUGUUCACAUCUAUAUUUUUGAUGACUUCAUUCUUUAUCUCGGAGAGACAUGACUCAGCAACUUUGUCAUGUCACGUGUUUGAUGUUUGAUCUACAUGAUGCGCUUAUGUAGAUGGUUAGUUUAUUGUUUCCUUCUUUCCAGUGUUGGAUGAUUGGAGUGUGUUUUAUACGAAAAUAGAAAACUACAAAGAGAAGUGGCGAGGACUGUCUAAUGGAUAUUUCAGACUGGAGCGGUUGUGGACUGUACGGACUUCAGACUUUAUAAGGGUGGUGUCACUGAGGAGAGGGCCAAUGAACAUUGACCAUUUUGCUGCUGGGGGGGCAAUGAUGCUUCCCUCAUGCCCCUCAACCCCACCCCAAAGACCCCUACUGACCCUCCCCUCCGUGUGUCUGAUUUACUUGUUUCCUGCACUUCGAAGGAACAAACUGUGGACUGGGAAGAGGAGAGCAAGGGCUCACGGCUGCAUCCUCCUACAAAGCCUGUUGAUGGAUUUUAAAAAUAUAAAAUAUCGCUAUUAAAACUAGAAAAAAAGUAUACAGACAAAAAAAAUCCACUUUAAUGAAAAAGGACUUUAAAAAAAAGUAGAGUUAAACAGUACGAAUCCUAAGGCCUUUUCUGCUUCCAAGAGUGAAAAAUGCAUUUCAGGAGAGUUCUGUAAAUAUAUGACGGAUUGUUAUUUUUCUUUUGUUGUUGUUGGUUUUGUUUAGUUUUUUCUCAAAGAAAAUAUGCUAAUGUAAUUUCCCCCGCCUCUGAAACAAAGUGACAGUUUUCCCCUGUAUUUAUAUUUUUCUCUCCUCAGCUGGCAGAAGGUGCUUGUAAUUAUCCACCCCAAAUCCAGGAUUACAAUUAAUGAAAAUUUGUAAAUACUUUUUUGCUUUUCUUUAUUAAAAAGAUAUUUAAUUAAAGAAAAUGAAUGCCUCUUUUCACAUUCAGAACUGGAAGAGAUAAAGAUUGUUGCAAAUAAAAUGGAAAAAAAAGACA
Messenger RNA from Pleuronectes platessa (European plaice), 7599 nucleotides. RefSeq names its product eukaryotic translation initiation factor 4 gamma 1. Gene Ontology annotation, cellular component: eukaryotic translation initiation factor 4F complex. The coding region runs from base 653 to 6208 and encodes 1851 amino acids. The record is from RefSeq and is a predicted model, not a curated record. The transcript has 33 exons. Gene Ontology annotation, molecular function: translation initiation factor activity; mRNA binding; protein binding. Lineage: Eukaryota; Metazoa; Chordata; Actinopteri; Pleuronectiformes; Pleuronectidae.